Dreissena polymorpha is the source of this 3244-nucleotide messenger RNA. RefSeq names its product ubiquitin-conjugating enzyme E2 S-like. The record is from RefSeq and is a predicted model, not a curated record. The transcript has 3 exons. Bases 89 to 436 code for a protein of 115 amino acids. Lineage: Eukaryota; Metazoa; Mollusca; Bivalvia; Myida; Dreissenidae.
AGGGCAGGGCGGAGGUUUGGAGGGGCAGGGCAGGGCACGAAUUCAAUUUAGACCUAGCUGGAGCACUGAUCUUUGACUGGUUUGAUCAAUGGGGAUUCAUUUUUAUCUGAGACUUUGGGCAACACAUUUUCAUCUGCGAUAUGUGAAGUGCCAUUUCUGUCUGCGCACAUUUCAGACCAUUAAAUGUCUGCUGAUAGUUCCUAACCCUGAGUCUGCGUUGAAUGAGGAGGCAGGCAAACUGUUGCUGGAGCAGUAUGAGGACUACACAAAACGAGCAAAAAUAUACACAGAAAUCCAUGCAAAACCACCAAAGUUUUCAGAGCCUGUCUCCACAGACGCCAUCUCAGAAGGGCCCAUUGCAAAAAAACACGCUGGGGACAAGAAAUUGCUUGACAAGAAGAAAAAAGAGAAAAAGAAAAUCCUCAAGCGACUUUGAUGUCUCUGGACUUAAAACAAAUCUUUGUCACACACAUACACAACAUCAACCAAUCCCAAAUGACUGUCAUUUCGUUCACUGUAUUUUACAUUUGAGUCUCACUCUUGGAAAAACAGGGCUUAAUGCAUGUGUGUAAAGUUUUGUCCAAUAUGAGCCUGUGCAGUCCACACAGUCUAAUCACUGAUGACACUUUCCACUUUUAUGGAAUUUUCGUUUAAAGGAAGUCUCUUGUAAACAAACAUUCAGUUAGGGUGGAAAGUGUUGUUCUUGAAUAGCCAAUGUGGACUGCAUGGCUAAUCUGGGACAGCACUAUUCGCGCAUGCAUUAAGCCCUGUUUUCCCAGAGCAAGGCUUAUUUUAUCAUUUAUCCAUGAUGUGCACUGCAUAGUUUAAUACUGAAUUCUUCCAACUGUCCAUGGUAUGUUUGUUUCAGCUUGAGUGUCUGAAUGUUGAGAUUAAAGAAGGAUACAUGUAAUUUUUUUUUUUUCAUUUUUAAGCAUUAAGGUGAUAACUUAUUUACCUGUAUUAAAAUUAAAAGUAGGCAUGACAAUUUAUUUCAAAAAUUGUUAAUCACUUAACGUGAUGUUUGUUUCUUUUAAACUGCGCAAAUUUAUACUGUAUUAAAAUUUUGGUAAGAAAUGUUGCUCUUGAUGCAAAAAUUUGACAGAAUCCUGAGUAAAUGGGAAUAAAAUUGUAAAGACAGAACAGCGUUUGGCUUUACUUCACCUGAGCAUAACAUGCUAGUGAUGAGCUUUUGUGGUCACCUUUUUUCCGAUGUUUGUCGUGCUUCAUCAACAUUUUCAUUGAGGACAUAUUAAUUGCCAAAUCUUCAUGAAAUUUGAUAUAAACUUUUGCCUCAAUUUUAUUUUGCCUAAGUUUGAAACUGAUUCACUUGUUUGAAUUAAAGGAAAAGCUUGUGAGCACACCCAGGGGCCUAAUUUAUUUCCUGACCUUCAUGAAACUUGGUCUGAACAUGUUUUCCAAUGGUAUGUCAACCAAAUUGGUAAAAGGGUCACGUCGGGUCAUAAACUAGGUCACUAUGAUGAAUUAAAGAAAAUGCUGGUGAACACAUUAGUCCGCAUUUAAUCUCCUGGAGACUUGGUCUGAACAUUUGUUCUAACAAUUUCUCCACAGAGUGAGAUUUGAUUCCUGUCCAUUGAAAAACAUUGCUGCCAAGAGUCAUGGAAGCUUCCUUUUGUUUCUAUAGUAAAACAAUUGGACACUAACAUUUUAGUUUGUAACCCAUUCAAAAUGAAACUUGCUAACAACAUUUUUUUAAAUUAUAUCUGAGCCGAGUUUAAAAAUGAUUGUGGUUUUUUUUAAAGCAUGGAUGGCAUUUGUUGAGGCUUUUUUUUUUAGAAAGCUAGUGAACACUUCCUGCUCAGAACAUUUAGGUUCCUUGGGUCUCAGGUGAGCUCCUGACAGCCUUUGGCCCUCUUGUUUUUGUAGGUGAAAUUGAUUUGUGUUUGUCUGGGGCUAAAGUGUCCAUACUUUUAACAUUUUUAUUUGAGUUUCAAAGUUUUUCAAUCUUAAUCAAAUGUUUUAAAUAUUAAAAAAACAGUGCAUAUUUCAUGUAUUUUUCCAGUUUUACAAAUAUCUUUUAUUAUUGUUUUCAGCAUGAUAAUUAUUUUAAUGUGAGAGAGUGCUUCAAAUUUAUGAAUGGUGAAACUUAUUAAAUAGAAAUUUAAUCAUGUCCAUUGAACAAAUUAUCAUAUCAUUAGCAAAUUUUCAAAAGUUACUGUUUGCCCAUUCUGGAAAGGGGACAUUCUAAAAUGUCUCUUAAAUGUAUAAAGCAACUUUGGAGUGGCUGUUUUUUUAACCUAAUUUGGGAACAAUAUUGUACAGAUUAAUUUUUCUAUGUGAAUUAAAAAGUUGAAUUCAUAGUUCAACUAUAUAUUUGUAAGCUGAAAAAUGAAAUGACUUAUUACUUGUAAAUGUAUUGUCUUUAUUCAUUCUUUUACUUUUUAACAAUGCUGUCAUUUCAGAAGCGACCUAGGUGUUCUUGGAACAGAAUAUAGCAAUGAUUGUAUAUUGUGUAUACAAAGCUUGUACAUUAUCAUAAAGGAGCUUUGCUAAUAAUAUAUUAAUAAAUUGUAUAGUUGUAUUGAAUUGAAUAUGUUUUAUGUAUGUUGAUAUAUAUUUGUUGUGUUUAUUGUUCCUUUAUUAUUUAAUUUGUGCAGAAGGAGUAACUAUAUUUAUUAUUUUGUACAUGCAUAUGCGCCUGUCUCUGAGAAAACUUGAGUUAAUGCAUGUGCUGUAAGUUUUCCCACAUUAGCCUUUGCAGUCUGCACAGGCUAAUCAGUGACGGCACUUUCCGCAUUGACUUGAUUUUUAUUAAGAAGAGACUUCCUUUAAACUCAAAAUUCAAUUAAAGCCAAGUAUGGUACCAGAUGAGCCUGUGUGGACUGCUCUUGCUAAUCUGGGCUGAUACUUUGGGCAUAUGCAGAAAGCCCACUUUUUAAGAGAGUGGCUCAGAAAUAUCAGCUUGACUGAAUGUAUGUUUAUAUUUUGUGUGUUUUAACCUGGGUACAUAGUCAAAUAUCUUAUGAAAAACAUAAAAAUUCAUUAAAUGUAUUGUAAAAAAAUUCUUAUGUUUUAGCAAGUAAAUAUUGAUGCUAUGAUUCAAAUUGAAUGAUUUUGUUAGCAGACAUUUAUUGUGGGCUUUCACAUAGAAAAAUACUUCUGAAAUCUUUACUUGAGAUUUUUCUAAGUAGUUUUGCUAUUACCAGUCCUGACUAUGUUUGAUGGUUUUGCCAAUCUGGUGACAACAUGCUCAUUCUAAGCUUUUGUGAUUACAUUUUGUCUGUCA